AUGGCCCCCUUAAGCACCCCCCUCCCCAACGCGACCAUCCACGCGACCCCCAACUCCUCCGCCGUUAACACCCCAUCCCCCGACUACGCUUACGCGACCAAGUACGCCGGCCCACCGUUCCCCGUCGCCGACGCCAGCAUACCCCCGAGCAGCGCCGGCGGCGGCAACCACAACUGCAACAUGGUCGGCCUCCCGCGGUGCCAGGAGCAGUUUGGCAACAACAGCAGCCACCACCACCCAGACCAGCACAGCCACGCCAACGUGGUCCCGCUCGCGCUGCUCGGCAGGUGGCCGGCGCUGGUUAAGUGUCCCGGGUGCAGGGGGGUGGCGCCGACGAGCACAAAACAUAUUGCUGGAAAGGGGUCACACUGGAUGGCUACCAUGUUCUUCUUCACGACCGGCAUCUUCACCUUCGUCCCCUAUGUCACGCCUGCCAUGAAGGAUGUCGAGCACCACUGCCUCCGGUGCGGGCGACACCUCGCCACGAACAGGUUUGGAGGCGGCACGCAGGCCAAGCUGAUGUGA
Molecule: messenger RNA, 525 nt
Organism: Pyricularia oryzae 70-15
Lineage: Eukaryota; Fungi; Ascomycota; Sordariomycetes; Magnaporthales; Pyriculariaceae
Exons: 3
Coding region: 1-525 (174 amino acids)
Source: RefSeq, a predicted model, not a curated record